Brachypodium distachyon (stiff brome) is the source of this 2895-nucleotide messenger RNA. Its product is annotated as cell division control protein 48 homolog C. The transcript has 15 exons. The coding region runs from base 220 to 2625 and encodes 801 amino acids. The record is from RefSeq and is a predicted model, not a curated record. Gene Ontology annotation, molecular function: ATP hydrolysis activity; ATP binding. Lineage: Eukaryota; Viridiplantae; Streptophyta; Magnoliopsida; Poales; Poaceae. Gene Ontology annotation, cellular component: mitochondrial outer membrane.
AUUUCACCGUUUUUGCGGAAUCCUCCGCAGAGGCCGACCACGGCGUAGCCGCGUAGUAGACUUGUUGACUCUAUAUAAACGUCAGCACCGCCACCCACCCUCCGGAUCGAUCCGCCCCUCGCCCAACCCAAAAGUUGCAUGCUUCUCUCCAAGUAGGCAGACGCGCGUGAAGAAGAGGCGGCGGCGGUCGGGUUUGGGCGUUGCGGCGGCUGUGACCACAUGGAGCACGGGCACGGGAGCCUCUUCGCGUCCGCCGUCGGCGUGGGCGUGGGCGUCGGCCUCGGCCUCGUGUCGGCCCGGUUGACGGCCUCCCCGACCCCAGGCGGCGGCGCUGGCGGCGGCGGCGGCGCUGCGGGCGCGGAGGUGGAAGCGGAGCUGCGGCGGCUUGUGGUCGACGGGCGCGAGACCGGCGUCACCUUCGACGAGUUCCCGUACUACCUCAGCGAGGAGACGAAGCUAGCACUCACGAGCGCCGCGUACGCCUACCUGAGCAAGAUGAGCUUGCCCAAGCACAUCCGGGUCCUUUCCGCAGCCAGCCGAACCAUACUGCUCUGCGGCCCCUCAGAACCAUACCUUCAGUCGCUCUCGAAGGCUCUGGCAUACCACUUCAACGCUCGCCUGCUGCUCUUAGAUGUUCCCCAAUUCUCUCGCCGGAUCGAACACAAAUACGGGAGCGCAAGCAGUAGCCUGGUCCGUAAAAGAUCGUUAACUGAGGCAGCUUUGGACAAAGUGUCUGGUCUGGUUGGAUCUUUCAACUUUUUCCGCAAGAAAGAUGAACCAACAGAAUCAUUGAAUCAUGGAAAGAACAUUCUGGAUUUAAGGACGGGUAAUUGCUGUGCUAGUUACACACCUUCUGUUCGAGUACAUGUAUCUUUAUUACCUGGCGCCCUUGGCCAUGACUCAGAUUCUUUGGAAGAGUUUGAGUCAGUUACAGAGAGCUGGAAUUUAGAUGAGAAAAUUCUUAUACAGUCCCUUUACAAGAUCAUAAUUUCCGUUUCUGAAUGCAAUCCAGUUAUUCUUUACAUAAGGGAUGUCAACAUAUUACUUGGUAUUUCAGAUAGAGCACAUUCCAUGUUCCAGAAAAUGUUGAGCAAAUUGUCUGGACAAGUGUUGAUAAUUGGUUCGCAGUUCCUCGAAUCUGAUGAAGAUAGUUAUGAUGUUGAUGAGGAUGUCAGUGCUCUAUUCCCGUACAUUCUGGAGACUAAGCCCCCCAAAGAGGAGACCCAUCUUGCACAAUGGAAAACCCAAAUGGAAGAAGAUACUAAGAAAACCGAGGGCCAAAAAGCUAAAAAUAUAAUUGCAGAUGUGCUCUCAGCCAACAGUCUGGAGUGUGAUGAUUUAAACUCAUUUGAUCCGGAUGACAAUUUAACAGCUGUUGGAAGCUACAUUGGAGAAAUUAUGGCCCCAGCAGUCUCUUACCAUUUGAUGAAUAACAAGGACCCUGAAUACAGAAACGGAAAGCUCAUUAUUUCUUCUGAGAGCUUAUCUCAUGGAUUAAGCAUUUUCCAAGAGAGCAACCUUGGGAAAGAUACUGUGGAACCGAAGGAUGACACAAAGAAGAGUGCUCCAGACAAUGAAUUCGAAAAGCUGAUCAGACCAACCGUUAUACCGGCCAAUCAAAUAGGAGUGACAUUUGAUGACAUCGGAGCACUGGCUGAUAUCAAAGAGUCACUUCAGGAGCUUGUCAUGCUUCCACUUCAGCGGCCUGAGCUUUUCAAUGGUGGCGGUCUCCUGAAGCCAUGCAGGGGAAUUCUACUAUUUGGACCUCCUGGAACCGGGAAAACGAUGCUUGCCAAGGCUAUUGCAAACGAAGCUGGUGCUAGCUUCUUGAACAUCUCCAUGUCCACCAUCCUGUCGAAAUGGUUUGGAGAGGCCGAGAAGAUUACCCGGGCUUUGUUCAGUCUGGCUGCUAAAAUUGCACCAGCUAUCGUUUUCGUGGAUGAGGUGGACAGCAUGUUAGGGCAACGCGAUAACCCCAAUGAACAUGAGCUGCCGCGAAGAGUCAAGAAUGAGUUCAUGACUCACUGGGAUGGACUCUUAUCGAAGUCGACUGAAAGAAUUCUUGUCCUUGCUGCAACGAACAGACCGUUUGACCUUGAUGAAGCAAUCAUCAGGAGGUUUGAGCACAGAAUAAUGGUCGGCCUCCCAACUCUGGACAGUAGAGAGUUGAUUUUGAAGAAGCUCCUGUCGAAAGAGAAGGUUGAAAGUAUCGAUUUUAAGGAGCUUGCAACAUUGACUGAAGGUUACAGUGGAAGUGAUCUGAAGAAUCUUUGCGUGACAGCUGCUUACCGCCCUGUCAGAGAGCUAAUUCAGGAAGAACAAAAGAAGAAGGGGGAUAAGAAAGGAAACGCACUGGAGGUGAAGGGGGAGCCAGGAGCGAACCCCAAAAAUCAAGAGAGCGUGGAGAACUCGGAAAGCAAGCAAGGAGAGAAAGGCAUGCAAGGCCAAACUGGAGAGACUGUUGCUCUCAGGUCGCUGACCAUGGACGACUUGAGAAAUGCAAAGGAUCAAGUUGGGGCGAGCUUGGCUAGUGAAGGCGCUGUCAUGAAUGCCAUCAAGCAAUGGAACGAGCUCUACGGCAAGGGCGGGUCGAGAAAGAAGGAGCAACUCACAUACUUCUUGUAGUGGAGGAUUCAGAUUUGUAUAUACAGAUGUAUGUGCCGUAUGUCAUUUGGCCUUCUUUCGUAUUGUCCUGCACCUGGAGAGCAGAUGAAAAUGCUGUCAAGCGAUGUUUAGGUUCACCCGUGGAUUCAUCGGAGGCUAUUCAAUUAGGGAUAGGUCUCACUACACCAUGUACUAAUUGGUUGGGAAAAUUCCCUUAUGUUGAUUGAAUAAUGUUGAAUCGUGUUUUGGGGGAUGCAUCAUUGGAGCUUAAAGUUCCCACAAGUUCCUGCA